This is a messenger RNA of Hypanus sabinus (Atlantic stingray), 7093 nucleotides long. RefSeq names its product myotubularin related protein 3 (gene mtmr3). Gene Ontology annotation, biological process: regulation of autophagy; dephosphorylation. Gene Ontology annotation, molecular function: phosphatidylinositol-3-phosphate phosphatase activity; protein phosphatase binding; metal ion binding. The record is from RefSeq and is a predicted model, not a curated record. The transcript is spliced from 22 exons. NCBI's taxonomy places the organism in Eukaryota, Metazoa, Chordata, Chondrichthyes, Myliobatiformes, Dasyatidae. Bases 480 to 3977 code for a protein of 1165 amino acids.
GUUCCCCUCCCCUCCCGCCGCCAUGUUCUGAGCCGGAAUCCCAUCUCCUUGGAAAGGAAAAAUAAUAACAAAUGUAAAUGACCUUUCUUCAGUGAAAUAAAAGGGCAGUUCCGGGCAUCGAGGAGUCUGGUAUUCGAGUGGUCCCGGACGGAAGGGACAGUUUUAUGGUGUCUGCGCUGGGGGGGAGAAGCCGGUAGCUGGUCUGGUGCUCAGUUUUUGAUGUGAUCUACUCCAGGACACAAGGUUUAUUUUGGGAAAAGUUGAUUAGACAUUGACUAAUUUUGAUCUGCUAUGACUCCACAGAUUUAUUAGGAGCAGGGAUGGCUUAAUAGGAGCCUGGCAUAGUUUUGUGGGUCCAAGUUGCUCGCUCUUGAUCAGAUGAUGGUAGAAAUAAUAAACUAAGAUUUGAUCUCGAGUGGAUUACAAGAACAGCAGUGAUACCAAAGAAUUGUACAUAAACUGUAAUAGUGAAGCUUACCAUGGAUGAAGACGGACAACAUAGUUUGGAAUGUAUCCAAGCCAAUCAAAUCUUUCCUAGAAAAAAACUAAUUAGAGAAGAAGAAAACCUCCAGGUUCCAUUCCCAGAACUUCAUGGAGAAAGUACAGAAUAUAUAGGACGUGCUGAAGAUGCAGUUAUUGCUUUGUCUAAUUAUAGAUUACACAUCAAAUUUAAGGAAUCACUUGUGAAUGUUCCUUUGCAACUAAUUGAAAGUGUUGAAUGCCGUGAAAUGUUCCAGCUUCAUUUGACUUGUAAAGAUUGCAAAAUUAUCAGGUGUCAGUUUUCUACCUUCGAACAAUGUCAAGAGUGGGUAAAGCGUUUGAAUAAUGCUAUACGACCUCCUACAAAAAUAGAAGACCUGUUUGCCUUUGCUUACCAUGCUUGGUGUAUGGAUGUAUAUGCCAGUGAAAAAGAGCAACAUGGAGACCUGUGUCGACCAGGUGAGCAUGUUGUUUCAAGAUUUAAAAAUGAAGUGGAACGAAUGUGUUUUGAUAUGAAAAAUGCAUGGAGGAUCACAAAUAUCAAUGACAAAUACAAGUUAUGUGCCAGUUACCCACAACAAUUACUUGUACCAGCUUGGCUAACUGAUAAAGAGCUUGAAAGUGUUGGAAACUUUAGAUCAUGGAAAAGAAUUCCGAGUGUUGUCUACAGACACCAGGGUAAUGGAGCAGUGAUUGCCCGCUGUGGUCAACCAGAGGUCAGCUGGUGGGGCUGGAGGAACGCAGAUGAUGAACACCUAAUACAAUCUGUUGCAAAAGCUUGUGCCAUGGAUAGCAACUCCCUGAAACAUGUCAGUGGCAUUUAUAUGCGUGAUUGUCCUAAUGGCAGUGACCUCUCUGAUGGAGAAUUUGAUUCUUCAAUGACUAAUACAACUGGAGUAGAAAAUAUAUGCAAUCCGCCACACAAACUUUUAAUAUUAGAUGCAAGGUCAUAUGCAGCAGCUGUAGCUAACAGGGCAAAGGGUGGUGGAUGUGAAUGUCCUGAGUAUUAUCCCAACUGCGAAGUAGUGUUCAUGGGUAUGGCAAAUAUUCACUCCAUUCGGAAGAGUUUCCAGUCAUUGAGAUUUCUCUGUACUCAAAUGCCAGACCCUGGAAACAGUUGGUUAUCAGCAUUAGAAGGUACCAAGUGGCUUCAGCAUCUAUCCAUGCUCUUAAAAGCAGCAGUACUUGUAAUUAAUGCAGUCGAUCGAGACCAGCGGCCUGUUUUAGUGCACUGCUCUGAUGGCUGGGACAGAACACCACAGAUAGUGGCUCUAUCAAAAUUACUGCUGGAUCCUUAUUACAGAACAAUUGAGGGCUUUCAGGUACUGGUGGAAACAGAAUGGCUAGAUUUUGGUCACAAAUUUGCUGAUCGGUGUGGCCAUGGAGAAAACUCGGAUGACUUUAAUGAACGCUGUCCUGUAUUUCUUCAAUGGUUGGAUUGUGUCCAUCAGUUACAGAGGCAGUUCCCUUGUUCAUUUGAGUUUAAUGAAGCAUUCCUUGUUAAAUUGGUGCAGCAUACAUAUUCUUGCCUUUUUGGAACAUUCCUGUGCAACAGUGCAAAGGAGCGUGAAGAGAAACACACUCAGGAAAGAACCUGUUCUGUUUGGUCCCUACUGAGGCCUGCCAACAAAGCCUUUAAAAAUCUCCUAUACACUUCACAAUCUGACACUGUAUUGCAUCCAGUGUGCCAUGUAAGGAAUUUAAUGCUUUGGAGUGCAGUGUACAUACCGAAUUCAUCUCCCUCAACACCUGCUGAUGACCACUAUGCCCCUUAUCCAGUUCCAAGGUCCAUUCCUGAAGAACAGACGUUGGGAAGGUUACCAAAGACUAGAUCAUUUGACAACCUGACAACUGUUUGUGAUAACCCUGGGCCUACAGCAAAUAGACGCUCCAGUGAUCCAAGCCUAAAUGACAAAUGGCAGGAGCAUCGCAAGUCAUUGGAACUUAAUAGUGUCGGAUUAGGAGGAAUGAUGGAUGGGAAUGUACUGGAUGAUUCCUACAGCAAUGAAGCACUGAAAUUGGGAAAAAACCCAUUAGAAGCUGAACUUUCUGUUGCUGCUGGUGUUGGAGAAGGACAAAUAGAGAAUAUUUUACAAGAAGCGUCAAAAGAAGAUGGUACAUUGGAGGAACAAUCAAAGGAUGUGACAACAAUAGAACUAAAACAAGAAGUAAAUGUAUUAAGUAGUGAAAGUGAUCUUGAUACUGGCUUGAGUAACCAUUUGGUAACUGACUCUUCAGAAACUUUAGCAACUAAUGAAAUGGAAAAUGCUGAACCUGAUUCUGGGCUUGUUACAAGCUCAGAAGAAGAGACACAGGAGGGCUUCUUGGAUUCCGUUAAUCAUACUCAAGUAGAUGUAAGAGAUGUUGCAGCAGAUUGCCCAUCAGGUAAUGCAAAACCAUGUGCUGCAACAGAGGACUUUGACCCACAUAUUGAACCAGAAAGUCACUUUACUACACCUCAACCUUGUUUAUCACAUUUAAUUGCUCCAGACAAACUGGAGGAGAAAAUAUCUACUUUGGAAAGUUCUACAGAAACAUUAACGGAAGAUGGAGCAAAGCAGGAUGUGCCACAAACCUACUCUAAUAAACUUCAUCUAAAUACCAGGGCCAAUGGUACAUUGGUAACUGCUACAGACUCUAAUUUUUCUCAGUUUUUGCCUGUAAACCAGGAUACAAUAGUGAAAUCCAGAUCAACGGAUACAAACAGGACUUCAGUUAAAAGCAUUCAGAGUACGCAACCUCCUCCUUGUGCCUUGUCAUUCAGUGAAUGUAAGGAUGGAUUUACUCCUAAUGGAGAACUGAUCAAUGAAAAUGCAGUAAUUGAGAAAGCAAUGGACUUUGGGACCGGUGCUCAAAGAAAUAUCACAGCUAAUGGACUCUGCAUAAAUGGAGAUGAAGUAAGAGGGAAAAUGGUGUUAAGUAGGCAGGUUUCUGCAGCAAGUUGUAGUUCUUUGCAGUUUCCAUCUGGCCAUUUUAGAAACCCUCAGAUCAAGUGGUGUCACUACUAUUCUGGAAAGCAGCAGCCAAUAACGAGUCCAGAUCAACCUACACGAAGCCACUUGGAUGAUGAUGGACUGCCCACAUACACUGAUGUUAUACAACAACGACUUCGUCAGAUGGAGACAGGUCAUCAACAAGAAGUAGAAACUUUGAAAAAGCAGGUACAAGACCUAUGGAGCAGGUUGGAAUGCCAGCAUUUUAGCAAUUCUUCACUGCGUUUUAAUGGGGAGUUUAGUGAUGAAGUGACCUCAAUCCCAGACUCGGAGAGCAAUGUGGAUCAUAAUUGUUUAUCUCGCUGUAGCACGGAAAUAUUCUCUGAAACUAGUUGGGAACAAGUGGAGAAACAGGACACAGAGGUAACUCGAUGGUAUCCUGAUCAUUUGGCUUCACAGUGCUACGGAUGUGAAAGUAGAUUCUGGCUAGCCAGCAGGAAACAUCAUUGCAGGUUGGACGGACUAGAAAUAUUUAGAGGAUGCAGAGAAUAUUGCCUCUUGUGAGAGCAUCUAAAACUGGGUCGCUGUUCAAAAGUUACAGUGAGGCUGUAUUUGGAAUUCUUUUUCGAAUGGCAGAAGAAGCAAAACCUUUCAAGGCUUGAGGUACAGGGAGAUAGAUUCUUAAAAAGCGAGGAGGUGGAAUGUUACUGGGGUAAGUGGCAAUAAUUCAAGAUUGUAAUUUCUGUACAAAAGUGUAAGGAGAACGAUGAUUGUUAUUCUGGAUCCAAUGAAGUGCAAAAAAAUCCCACAAAAGAUAAAGAACACAAUAAUAAAACAACACGUACAGGUAAGUAUCUUGUAUUGAUCAUGUAACGUCAUAAAGUGACGUUAGGCUGUACAUAAGGUGACUGACAGUGAAAUAAAGUGGUGCUGGAGUUAAUGAAGGUGCAGAUGCUAGAGAUUCCAGUCAGAUCAGUAUGAUCUCAUUGAAUUACCAAGCAGGUUCAAGAGACUAGGUGAUAGUACUACACAAGUUUUGUGCAAGUUUCAAAACUCAUUUUGGCACCUUCCCUUUUUUUGCAUCUUUACUAUUUCCCUCUAUCUGCCUAAAGAAAUUCCAUCUCACCUCAGUUCUGAAGGAUUGUCCCUUUUAUUCUGAGGCUGUGCACUUGAUUCCUUGAUAUUCCUCCUAUUGGAAACAUCCUCAUCAUGUCCAUUCUAUACAAGUCUUUCUUUGUCCAGUACCUUUCCUUCCAUAAUAAUCAACCAUAAUACUGCUGCAGCAACUUGCUCCAUUUUGAAAUCUUGGGCAUUCUGAUCAUUGCUAACUUGUGCAAGGCUUAAUUUACCUUCUAAAUCUUUUCCAUCACAAAGACUUGCACUACUCCUUUCAUAUCUCAACAACUUAUGACAUUUGCCAUCAUUCUUGUAUGUUCCACUAACAUUGAUAUUUUACAACUGCUCAACACCUCAAACCCUUUUCACUUUUCUGAUUCCUGCCUUUAAACCUUUUUCAAAGUCGUAAGUUUCAAACACGACUCCCCACCCACGGUGAGUGAACUUGAAGUUAUGCCUUAUACAGCACAUUGUAAUGCUUUCUUCAUUUAAAAAGAUGGCAAGAAUGUUGCUUAAUAGAAUUAAUUUCAUCUUUAAGAUUGACAUUGUUGUUAACAUAUGGAAUUAUUUCAAAUAUACAUCUCUCAUUGUAAAGUUGCUGCAUGUGUUUUUCAUUUGUUUGUAUCCCCUGCUGUUGCCCUGCUGAUUUACACCUUUUCCUUAGCUAGUUUCCCUCUGAGCUCUUUUUUCCGUCUUGCAGGGACAGGGAGCCUGUUGAUGACAAAUGGUGAGCAUUUUCAACAGUCUUCUCUGUCUCUUGUUUGUCUUCAUUCCUGGUGAUAUUUAUUUUAAAACAUUUACUUGUGCCUUAUUAACUGAACAUCUCAAACAAUUGGUGCUUGUUGAUUGUACAUUGAUUAAAUUCAAAUUAAAUUUUCCAGAAGAAAUGUACAAUGUUUUAUAGGCCAUCUAUCCAUACCAAAGCUGAAAAUUUUUUAAUUUGCUGCCCAGUAAACCAGUUGACACCUAUGUUUAUUACUUCUCCUGUUUGCACAUAUGUAAUUACAUUGAUAGAAAUCUUGUCAAUAGUUUUCUGUUAAGCUCAGGAUAUGUAUAUGAUUUUGCCAUUUCAUCACAUUGUGCUUUUAAUCAGCUUGACAACCAAAGUCAUGCAACGUAAAGAUGUCUUCUGCCUCUAAUUAAAACUUGGUUUAUCUAUACACAAUCUGAAUAUGAUCUGUUAAAAAUAUUUUUGCACAUUUCCCAAGAAUUGAGAUGGAAUUAAAAAGUUACAGUAACCUGUUCACUGGCAAAAUAUCAUUUCAUGUCACUCUUUUGUCUGUCUUUAAAAUAUUAAUUGUCUGCUUUCUUUUUUUAAAAAAAAGAGCUGCUGAAUAUUGGUGGACUGCACGUUAGUUUUAUAAAUCUUUUAUUUGCCGGUUGUCUUUAUUGUAGAGAAACCAUUAUUGCCAUAAAGUUGGUUUUCUAAACUAGUUGCACUGUAAGCUUCAUUUAUCAACUGACCUAAUCACAUUUAUGCUCACCAUCUGAUAUCUUAGUAGUGAAAACUUGGAAUUUGUUUUCUUAAACUGUUUCAAAUAUUAAAAGGCUGUAGGUUUGUCAUCCAAUGUAAAUUAUGUGCAAGAUUUAUACUGAAGACAUCAUUAAACAUGAAUAGUUAAUUAAACACAACUGUUUCUUGAGUUUCUAUGGAACAUUUGGAAAACUUUGGAUUCUAAUUGAAACAAAUUAACUACUGAAAUAUUAUUGCAUUUAAAAUAUUUAAGACUAUGAAGUAUACAGCACAAAAUUGGACUUUUUCAUCAGAUUAAUUGGUGAAAAUAGAUUUUCAAACAUUACUCAAACUUUUGAUCUGAACUGUUAAUUCAAUUGCAUUAUGGACAUCUGACUUGGGACUUGUAAAUUGAAAAUUACAUUAUUUAGUAAUUUUUUUUCAAUUUAAAACGAUCAAAACCCUACAGGAAAAUGUUACAUCUUCAUAACAAUAGGUUCCCUCAAUAGAUUCCUGUGACUUCUUCACCUCCCCCUUCAGACUAGGUUUGCAGAUGUGUAAAUAGAGUACAUAAUCCUGUGAUGUUUGAACUAUUCAUUGGAAUGGAAAAGGUGAGAGUUCUCAGUAGAAAUAUAUUUUUCUGGAUUGGAUUCUAAUUAUUAAAAAGUUUUGUUUUCAUCUUGAACUAACAGCUAUGCAAUGGUUUCAGGCUUUCAUUGGUGAAAACAAGUGUUUUUUUUCAUUGACAUAACUUACUUUGAAUUUUUGAAGAACAUAAUUUCACUUGAGACAGUUUGUCCUUCAGUUUUCUUUAUAAAAAUUUUGCAUAUGUUGCUAAUUGUUGAAAAUUUGAAUACUUGGCAGAAAUUCAGCAUUCAAUGUUGUAAUAUUGUGGUUGGGUAUAUGUUGAUUGCAAAUUUAUUAUCGAAAAUAGAAUUCAAUGUGCAGCCCUACUUCAUGUGCAUAGAGCAAGCAACCAAAGAGAAAUGUUUCCCCAUUAUUUUUUUUAAAGAAGUUGAACUUAUCAAUAUUUGUCUCAGUAAGUUUAAUGUUGAUUAUAGAGUGAUGAAACAAGAAUUUAAUUAUCAAUCUGCCCGUUUGUUUUUUUUUU